AUGGUUGCUGGUUUACGUACAGUUACAAUCCUGUUUCACUCAGAUGACAUAGAGGAAACAGAUAAUGUAGUCACUAAAGUUGUUGAAGCAACAAAUCGUCUUUUACUGAAAGAAGCUGAAAUACUUGCACAAACCAGUCGGGGAACAAAUACCGGGACAGCAUUCAAUCCUGAAAUUCCAAAUUUUCCAGCAUUUCAAGAAGAAAGAGAUGCAUUUGAUCAAGGCAAACCGAGUAUUAUAGCGAAGAAUAAAUUUAUACGAGUUGAAGCAACAAGUGAAUGCAAUGGUUUUGUUAUUGUAUUACUACAUAAAGAGUCUAUUCUGCUGAAAAGUCCUGAAGAAUUAAAACAGGAGACUGAACAACCAGGGAAACUUACUAAAGAUUCUAGAAGCAGAUCGAGGAUCAGGCGACGUAAGUGUAAUUAUCACAGUGUAGAGUUUUUCGAUUAUCUUUUUCCAUAUCAAUGUACUUAUUGUUCAUUCAGAACUGGUUAUUCUAGUUCCCCUCACAUCAAUGAUAAUUAUUCAAUGAAAAUAAAGUGA
Messenger RNA from Trichobilharzia szidati, 543 nucleotides. The record is from the annotation of a GenBank genome assembly. NCBI's taxonomy places the organism in Eukaryota, Metazoa, Platyhelminthes, Trematoda, Strigeidida, Schistosomatidae.